UUUGGGUUUAUUUUUAAGUUUACUUAGUGUGGCUAAUAAACCGACCUGCCGGGCGGCUGUUCAUGCUCGUCGGUGGGCGUAUUGAGUUUAUAAUAAUUGGUGUGCCGCAGAUAAGGCGGAUCCGUAAACAAACGACGGCGAGAGCAAGCAAACAUGUUGACACUCGGCUCGAAACGGCAGCGGUUCCCAUCAGUCGUGUUUUGGAAGUUCGUCUAGUCGGAACCCUUGAUUUCCGCGGAUUGUGCGUGGCGAGCGUUUUCGGUUGGGCUAAAAAUGCGACUAGUUCUCCGGCGUUCUGAUUACACGACGAGCGGAAAGUGUUGAUUCCUCAUAAAACAAAAAACGCCCGAUGCAGCGGAGUCCAAUUGGAGGAGAAACGUGAUCCCGGGCACAAGUACUGGCAUAGCAAAAACAACACCUGCACCCGAGUUCGCUUGUGUGAGUGAGCUGGCACAUGCUUUUCUGCCUGCCCUAGCAUUUUUUGUGAAUGAACUGGAGAACGCGCUAGUUUAGCAACGAUAAAUCGCCAUUUAGUAUUGAUCUUUGGGCCGCGGGUCAACGUAAUUACGCCAGAAUGAAGGCCACCAUCGAUAAGGAGCUGUUGCCCAUGAAGGCGCACUACUUUCUCUUCAAUGCCGGUACCGCUCCCGUCGUCCCCUUUAUGCCGACCUUGGCCGGGCAGCUGGGAUACUCCCCUGCAGUUGUGGGCACCAUGUACACGGUUCUGCCCAUCAUCGGAAUGCUGGCGAAGCCCCUAUUCGGUUACAUUGCAGACCGGUACCAUCGCCAUCGAUCUCUCUUUCUUGGCGGACAGGUGCUCACGGGCAUCGCCUUCUUCCUUAUAAUGUUCGUGCCGGGAAUGGAUAAGCCGCUGCCCAAGGUGCAGUUCCACUGUCACCAGGGCGCCUCCACCGUGAGAUUCUGCUCGGAGUACGGCGAGUGCGUCGAACGGAACAUUGAGCGGUACUACGGAAAUCAGACAUUGAACUGCCAUCUGAACUGCGAGGCCCAGCCCUAUAUGUGGGACAUAGUGUGCCAGGAUUGGUUGCAGAACAAGACGGACAACUGUGCUGCCAACCGCACGAACCCUCAGCUGCAUUUCGGGACCAGCCUCAACAUGCAGAGGAUUGAGAAUGAUAACACAUGCAUGUUCUUCAUGAUUCCCCAUGAUCAGGGCCAGAUUGCGAACCAAAACGUGACGUUGUACUGUCCACCGGAGAAGGAGUACUUCCAAGCCAAUUGCACCAUGGACUGCCAGGAGGAUUACCUCAAGGGGCAGCUGGCGGAGAGUGCUGUGAUCAACACCAGCAGUGCCAUGGCCAUGCCGCAGUUCUGGCUGUUCUUCGGCCUGCUCAUCUUCAGCUGGAUCGGCAUGGCGGUGGUGGUCAGCAUUGGUGAUGCCAUUUGCUUUGGCAUCCUCGGGGAGCGUCAUCACCUGUACGGCAAGCAGCGUUUGUGCGGUUCCCUAGGGUGGGGAGUUUUCGCCCUGUUGGCCGGCCUACUUGUUGAUCACAUGUCCCAGGGUGAGGUGGACAAGAACUACACGGCCGUAUUCUGGAUGGCCUUACUCAUCAUGGGAUUCGAUGUGUUCGCCUCAACCAAGCUAAGGCACACUCCAACUCAUUUGUCGUCGAACAUUGUGAAGGACGUGGGCCAGAUGUUCCUCUCGGUGCGCUGCGUCAUCUUCUUUUUGUGGUGCGUCGCAAUCGGACUUGGAACGGCGCUGAUCUGGAACUUCCUGUUCAUCUACCUGGAGCAGCUAGACAAGGCGUUCGAAGGGUGCGACAGCUCGAUUAAGACCCUGGAGGGACUGGUCAUGGGCAUCCAAUGCUUUGGAGGCGAGCUGCCAUUCUUCUUCCUCUCCGGGUGGAUUCUGAAGAAGAUUGGGCAUGUAAAUGCCAUGAGUCUUGUGCUCUUGGGAUUUGGAGUGCGAUUUAUUCUGUACUCGAUGCUGCAGAAUCCCUGGUACAUCCUGCCCAUCGAACUGAUGAACGGGGUGACCUUCGGGUUGUUUUACGCCACAAUGGCCUCCUAUGCGAGCAUUGUGGCACCGCCAGGAACAGAUGCUACCAUGCAGAGUCUUGUUGGAGCGAUUUUCGAGGGCGUAGGUGUCUCAAUGGGCAGCCUGAUCGGUGGACAGCUAUUCGAAUCGGUCUCUGCACGCACCACCUUUGAGAUCUUUGGAAUAGGUGCCUUCAUUAUUUUCGUGCUCCACGUGUCCAUUCAACUGUACCUGCAGCGCAACAGCAACAUCGCCGAAAACGGCACUGUCAAGUAUUUCGCACCGACAGAUGCAAUGCACAUGCUGAAUGACCAGGAGUAUACUAGAGUUAGCUAAGCGAUCUUUGUUUUGACCGCAUCACCACCCACAACACCAAUCACCAACGAACCAGCAACAGCGACACGAAGAGGCCCCGCUUCUACUGUUCAACUGAAUGCUCCACUCGAACAUCUUUCUACUCUCGAAGCUGCAUGUUCAAUCGAUUGUAAACGUGCUUUAAUUAAGUAGUAACUUAUCUCAGUAACCCCACACACUCCCACAGAUCGCAACCUACGUGCAUGUCGCGUAAGCGAAACCUUCCUCAUUUACCUUUGAAAUCGAUGUGAGAACUUAAUUAUUUGUAGAAUUCCAAUCGCAGCUGGUUGUUUGCAUGUUCUAGUAUUUACAAACAAUGUUCACCGUAAAUUUUAGUUUAAAUAAGCUGCCUUGGCGCUGUGAUUGUUCAACUAUUGUUUCUCCACACCAUCUUAAUGUUUAACAAAUUUGUAUAUUUAUAGAUAAUAUUUGUAGCUAAGUGUAUCGUAGUGCAUGUAGCUCCUUUUUCUGCGAAAUCUCUUAAGUAUUUACUUAACUAUAAACAAUAUACAACAAUGUUUCCGACUUAUCGCAGCCAUACGAUAGGCAUCUCUUAUAACAUACACAAUUAUUAUUAUUACUAUGUAUCCAAAUGGUUAAACUUUUGUUCAACUGUUAUCUGUGUUAAGUAGUUAACUAGUUGUUAACGGGAAUCCCAAUGUAAAUGCGCCUUAACGAGGUGUAGAGCUUGUAAAAUCCGAGACCCACCUGGUUAGGUGUUAACUGAUUGAGUGCUCCUAAUGGCCACCGAUGAGCGACUCCUCGUGCUGUAGCCUCUCGAGCUUUCGCUGGUAGUCACGCUGCUUGCAAGCGGCCACGUUAGCGGCGCGUUUCUGUAAUCAGCA
Molecule: messenger RNA, 3201 nt
Organism: Drosophila suzukii
Lineage: Eukaryota; Metazoa; Arthropoda; Insecta; Diptera; Drosophilidae
Gene: Sugb
Product: Sugar baby
Cellular component (GO): membrane
Molecular function (GO): transmembrane transporter activity
Source: RefSeq, a predicted model, not a curated record